CCCAACAAGCUUAUAAAAAUAAAGAGGAACAUAGAUGUUUGUCCUGAGUGUGGAAACUUGAAACAGAAACACGUCCUGUGUGGCUAUUGCUAUGCAAAGGUCCAAGCAGAAACCCGCCUGAUACAGAAGGAAAUGCAGAAGAAGGAAGGAGGCCCCUUCAGUGCUCCGACUGUAGAGACUGUUGUCCUUUACGAGGGAGAGGAGCCCACAGAGAAGGAUGAAGGCAAACGGAUCAUCGAAAGAGCCAGGAAGCGUCCGUCUUGGUUUGUUCAAAACUGA
Molecule: messenger RNA, 279 nt
Organism: Merops nubicus (carmine bee-eater)
Lineage: Eukaryota; Metazoa; Chordata; Aves; Coraciiformes; Meropidae
Gene: MRPL32
Product: mitochondrial ribosomal protein L32
Exons: 2
Biological process (GO): translation
Cellular component (GO): large ribosomal subunit
Molecular function (GO): structural constituent of ribosome
Source: RefSeq, a predicted model, not a curated record